UUAGUAUUCAUGCAUACAUGUAUUCUAUUAGCAGACAUCACACGUACGUUGUAUUAUUAUAAUGUAAUAUUUAUUUGACACAACUCUGACAUAAAUUCACGAAUAUGUACAAACGAUCGUGUUUAAUUAUUGUAUGCACCAGUACGUGAUGUGAACUGACAUUAAUGUUCGAUUAACGUGUGUCACCAUGGCGAGAAGGAUAUUUUCAAUUCCUCACGUUUUUCAUUAAAUUUCCAAUAUGAUGAGAGAAAAGAACAAAAUUUGGGUGUGGGUACACAAAGUGUAAUAACUUCUGCCUUUGAAACUAUGAUAUUACCUGAUAGUCCUGCCCCAUUGAGAAGCAAAAAGAGAAAGCGGGAAGACUAGUAGAAAAAUGAUUAGUACAGAAAAUGGUUCGUCGGGGAUAGACGAGGCUUGUGUGAAGGCUCAGAACAUGAUAAAUCGAGUGCUGUCUGUGACGAUGGAUUGGAGGGAUGGCGAGCCCCAGGAGUCACCAUUGAGCCAGGGUCUCACGGUGAAUGGACACUCUCAUAGCAUUCAAUCUAAACUAACUAGAUUAUACCUUGAAGAACUGAGAAAAGCCCCCCAUGCCACACCCGACUCAGUUCUGAGUAAUCUAGAGAACGAGUGUGAUUUGCUAGGACGACUGGUAGAGCGUGAGGGAUUUCACACAUUAAUCGUAAAUCUUUACGCUGGCAAUAAGGGUUACUCCCUGGGUAUCAGAAAUAACGAUAAACUCACGAAAAAUGCCAGCAAACUUGACAAGAGUUCAUUCGUCGCUGAGACCCAACUGAUGGGAUAUGAACAGGGUGAAUUUUUAUCGUGCAUUGAUAAUGGUCAGUUACCUGCAGUUCUUGCUGAACAGCUCGAGCGAAAUCACUCCCAUUUAUUCUAUGAUGGUUGCAUAAUAGCCGAAGUACGAGAUUAUCGUAAAGGUUUCUGUCACAAUCGAGCUGAAAUUUACCAUGUCCUCCUGAAACCAACAACUCAGAGCGUUUUGUCUGAUGUAUCCACAUUAACGAACGAUGGUGAAUGGAGUCACGAGGAACGCCUUAUCCUAGAGUCACGUUUAAUAGCAGCAACCCAGGGCCCACUUUGUCUAGAUCCAAAUCCAGUUGGUGCACUUGCAUCGACACGUCUUCGUCACAAUCGUUCUCUGCUCACUGAUACCCAGCUUGUGCGUCAGGCCAAGAAAUAUUCUCAAGUGACAGUCAAUAGAAAACGAAAACUCGAACAAUUAUUGCAAGUAUCGGAAUUCAACUCAAGUGGUGAUUCGGUUAUCGAUAGUAUCGGUGAGAACAGCAUCUCGAAUAGUUACAAGGGUAGUAGCAAUAGCAGUGACGAUAACAGUAGUAGAAAUACAAUGAAUCACAAUAGUAGUAGCAGUAAUAAGACGUGCAGUGGAAAUGGAUAUGUUACGAUUCAACAGCUCCAGGAGCGAGUACGUGCCAAGAGGAUUCAAGGAGGCCAAGGAGGACCAGGACAAUCUUCGUCGGUAAUCACUGCCUGCCCACCCCCUUCACUGCAGAAUCCCCCACUUUUACCUCCAAAUACACCAGUUGAUGUUCUGAAUUAUGCUAAAGCAUAUGAGAGACCUCGGGAAACUAAAGACUGCCUGGCCCAAUUAAUUGAGGAAUAUAUACUUGAGACUGAGCGUGGCCAGGGGCGCAUUUAUCAUAUUAAAUUAUCUAUCCUCCAGAGGCCAUCGAAUUCCGAAUAUUUGGGGGAGUUGUACGUCGAUCGGGAUUACCGUGAGGGCGAGAGAAAUGGCUCGUCAUGUAGAUUUACCCUGGGCACUAGAGUCCAAGCGAAUCAUUAUAUGCAGCAGUUCACUGAGAUAUUCACAGAAGAGGGUAGAAAAAACGUUAGGAUAAAACACGUUGUGCCAGGUCAGGCACCUAGAGUGACGUGCACACCUGGAAUGCAGAGGGCCCAACAGCAGCAGGCACAGCAAUUGGCAAUUGCUCAACAAUUCCAGCAGCAAAUACUCUCUAGAGCCCAGACUCAGAUAGCAAUUAACAAUGCUCCUACGAUAACAAAGCCCCCUCUCACGCAAGAGAGAGUGCCAGCAAAUUGCCAAGGCGAGGGAAUUAAUCAAUCGCUACCAUCACAACUGCAAACUAUUAAAUCUGAGCCGAUUGUUCAGUCACUUCCCAAUGGUCUAGCAAGUGCUCUAGGUGCAGCAGCAGCAGCAGCAGCAGCAGCGCAAAUUGAUGCCACUUGUGCCACUACUGCACCACCACCCGCUCCAUCAAUUUCAAGUGGUUCUGUCACAUCCCAGUGUCUCACAUCACUACCCACCGAUUCGGCUCCUAUGAAUUCCAUCAAUACCCCUGGUAUUCUCGUUUUUCAACAAAAAUCCUGUACCCCAGCUGUUAAUAAUGUCUCUCAGUCUACUAAUGUACCUGUUCUCCAAGCCCAACUUCAAGCGACAGCUCAAAAUACAAUUACCUCGGAGUCGGCCAGUCAGCCGGAAAUAACAUUCAAAAAACACUCGACAAAUCCAGCGAUCAGUGCUCUAGUAACAUCACUUAUGAAUUCGGCACAGCAAUUUCAGCAGCAGGCUGCUGCCAAUGCAGCUGCUGCAGCGUUGAGCAGUGCCAGUCAAUCCCAAUCACAGACACCCUCGCAAUCCCAAACUCAGAUACAAGUGCCCUCGCAAAAUCAGUCGCCAACUCAAACGCAACAGCAAGCACAAACAGCAUCAACCAAAACUAAUAAUGCCGCCAUUCUAAGUCUCUUGAACAGUAGUCCUGCUAAUUCACUUCAACAGAAGAAUCAAGGGACUCGACGGAUUUCCCUCAAUGCCUCCAUUCCACCGAGAGUCAUUGGCCAUGGAAAUGUUAUAACUGUUCCCAAUACAACAGGCCAGGUUCGAGUGAGUUUCGGUUCGGCCUUGACGAGUCAAUUGACUGGUAAGCAGCAAUCAGUCAAGGCGACAGCGGUGCGAUUAGCCAGGGUGCAGGACAGUACUUCCACCCUCGGACUCUCGAUGCCAGGGCUUUCUGCUCUUCUAGCUGGCACUCCGUCGGCGGAUAAUCCCAUUCCUGGUAUCAAUACAGCUUCGACUCUUUUAGAGAGGUUAACAGCCUCCUCGAAUCAUGGCAGUCAACCAGCUAGCCCCAUGCCAAGCCCCUCACCCACAAAUGUCAGUCUCCAGGGAGUUAAUCUUACUAAUUUACCCGGCUCCAUAAAUGGUCUCCAAAAUGUCCAGGUAUCGUUCCCUGGAUUAUCCCAGUCUAUUACAAUGCCAUUGAAUGUAUCUGCUGCAACAGCCUCAGUCACUCCCACAGGAGUAAUUGUAUCGUUGCCCAUUUCAUCUGGGAGCAAUAUCUGCACAACUGUCUCGAGCAUGAUUAACGCAACAGUUGUGACGACCGCAGUUGCUGGCACAACUCCAACGGUGGUAAUAGCUAAUCCUGCGAAUACUCAUUUAUCCCUGCCAAUUGCUCAGAUCAUACCUUCAGGUGUCAAGGGUUUGACCCAGCAAACUCAAAAUAUACGAAAUACAAAUACGGUGGCUUUAUCUCAGAGUGGACAGGCGAUACAGCUAGUGGGUUCCCAUCGGCCACGUCUCAAUCAAAUAACUCGAAAAGCACAACCGAAUCAAGUCACCUCCGCUGUUCUCCCUAAUCAGCUCGUCACCGUAGCCAAAACAGUUACCGCAAGUCAACUCAUCUUGUCGGGUAAUAAACAAGUGUUAACGCCGAUAAUGGCUACAACGAAGCCUCUACUCAUGGCAACGCAAGCGAAUCAGGCUAUUCAAGCAACACCGUCUUCCCAAACAGUACCUGGAAACAAACAUGCUCUUUUGACGAAAUCAUUGCACGCAAGAGCCAGUGCAACUGGUCAAAUUGCUUCCCAGACUCAGGGGAUAGGUGUGACCAGCUUAUCACAGCAACAGCUCCAGCAACUCCAGCAGUGCUUGGUUGCUCAACAAAAAGCAACAGCAGUUGCUGCUAGUAAUUCACCGAAUCGAAGUCAAAUUCAACCCAGAGGGACUGUACCUCCGUCUGCUGACGAGUCUCUGUGAGCUUCCUAAAGUUCCUUUAUUCUCUUGCCUCCGGAACAUGGUUAAUUAUCAUUUCAAUCAUGCUGCAAAACAUCUCUCCUUUUACAUCUCACGAUGUCAGUAGUGAAUUGAGAGGGAAAUUCAAGUCAGUAGUUUCAAACAGCUCCUAAAAGCUUCUAGUCAAGUUUCUGUUGAGUACGUCAGGAUCUAUGAGAGAGUUCCACUCCCUUGAUCUCGAUUUUUCGCCCCGGAAGAUAAAAAAUCUCCCUAAAAAUAUCUCACCAACUCCCUGUGAUCCUGAAUCAACAACUGAACUGGCUCCAGAAUAAAAUUGACACAGACAAUUCACUCACUUCACUAUUAACCUCAUGACGAUGAUAAUCCGUCUUUCUCUGAACCCAUCUCAAUUACAAAAUUAGUGGGAAAGCCUCGCUCGUUCGGGAUGUCCCCUCACCAAAUAUAUAACGAAAAGAACAAAACAGACGGAAUUGCGAGUAUUAUAUUGUAGAAUAGAGAGCAUUACUAUUAGAUCUGCAACGGAAAGUUUAAAUUAUUGUACGCAUCCACCACCAUAUCGUACGUACUUACGAUAUUCUAUAAUUAUUAUAUAUUAUAUAUUAAUGAUUCGUUUUAUAUGAAAGAUUAAAUGACAAGAAAUUAAAGAUGAA
Messenger RNA from Fopius arisanus, 4680 nucleotides. RefSeq names its product Spt20 (gene Spt20). The transcript has 9 exons. NCBI's taxonomy places the organism in Eukaryota, Metazoa, Arthropoda, Insecta, Hymenoptera, Braconidae. Gene Ontology annotation, biological process: regulation of transcription by RNA polymerase II. Gene Ontology annotation, cellular component: SAGA complex. Gene Ontology annotation, molecular function: transcription coregulator activity. The record is from RefSeq and is a predicted model, not a curated record. Bases 374 to 4033 code for a protein of 1219 amino acids.